AUGAAGGAGAAAAACGGAAUUACUAAAGAGUUUGACUCUGGACAGACUCCGUCCACAGUAAUGGAAAUGGAGAGGGGGUCCCGUAAUCGCGAUGUCAUGGAGAUCCCAGGCGGUGCGCUUUGUGGGGAUAACUGCCUCCCAGGAUGUAUAGGGAGCCACUUUGCCUCAACCUCCAUGGAGGGGACCUACCGGGCCUAUUUUACCCGGCAGAAGCUGGAUAUGCUACCGGUGUUGUUGCUAUUUGCCUUUCUGUUCGACGUGUGCGUCCUGACUUUAUAUCUGGCAAGUUACGACGAAUCGAAGCUGACUGAAAUCUCAAUUAUGGGUAUCUCCGUUUUAACAAACCUUAUCUUAUUCGUCCUGUGUAAAUUCAGACUGGUAUCGGAGUGGUCUUUAGCCAACGUCAUGCCGUUUUUCAUUUGGAUACUGUUGUGUGGACAACUUUUCGCCCACCUGGGACUUCACUACCAUCCCCUUACCCCCAGUGACGGGGUCGGAUGGGUGGUGUUUUUCAUUUACGCGUCGUAUGUCAUGAUGCCUCUGCGACUGCUUUUUGUGUUAUUGCUGAGUGCCAUCGCCACGCUGGGUCACAGUUUGAUGAUUGGAAUCCUCGCUUCGGCGAAUACCGAGUACCUUGCCUUACAGUUGCUGGCUAAUUAUUUGUUGUAUAGCUGUGCCGUCCUCCUCGGUUGUGUGUCGUACCUAAUGAUGGACCGAAAACUUCGCAGAGCAUUCCAAGACACAAGAGCGUCACUCGAGGUCAAGGUGUCGUUAGAAGAACAGAAACAGCAGCAGGAAACACUGUUACUCUCUGUCCUUCCAAAACACGUAGCGGCUGAGCUUCAAGAUGACGUAGGCAGGUCAUCCAUCCAAAACGGUCAAUUUAAUAAAAUUUAUAUCAGGAGAUACGAAAACGUCAGUAUCUUGUUUGCCGACAUCGUUGGGUUUACCGCCAUGUCGUCGAAAUUGUCAGCGCACGAGCUGGUCAAGGUGUUGAACGGACUGUUCGCGACGUUCGAUAAGCUAGCUGAUCAACACAACCAAUUAAGAAUCAAGAUUCUUGGAGAUUGCUACUACUGCAUAUGUGGUGUACCGGACUACAAUUCUGAUCAUGCCAACUCGACUGUACAAAUGGGACUAGACAUGGUCGUAGCAAUCGCGACUGUUCGGGAGAAAACCAAAUCUGGCGUUGACAUGCGUGUUGGCAUACACACUGGUGCUGUUCUGGCUGGUGUUAUGGGACAGCGACAGUGGCAGUUUGAUGUGUGGAGCAAAGAUGUCACUUUGGCAAAUAAUAUGGAAUCUGGUGGUGUCCCGGGGCGAGUACAUAUAUCUGAUUCCACAUACGAAUGCUUGUCGCAAGACUUUAUUUCUGAACCAGGAGACGGAGAUCUAAGAAACGAUUACAUCAAGGCCAGAGGAAUUAAAACUUAUCUAAUCAAAGCAACGGCGUUACCUAUUAAAAACGGUACAACUCAAAUUGACAGUUUGGGCAUUCCAGUCGAGACAGUGAUUGACGUCGGUGACGAGAAGGGGUCACAUGAUGAGGUUGAAAGCGAGAAGAACGCAAAGACGUCAUUGGCGGCGAGGGCACAGAGUGCUAGGCAAAUUGGCUGCGACGCCGAAGUCAACAAAAUCAUUUACGAAGCCUUGGUGGAACGGGAGCACAAUGCAAAUAUUUCCCAGCAAACGAACACAAUUUUCCUGAAUUUCAAAGACCCUGAGCUUGAGACCCAGUUUCAUUGUGAGAAGGAACGCCAAAGCGCAGUCGCCAUUGGCUGCUCCGUCGUCAUCAUAGUUUUCGCCUUUUUCACACAACUGACAAUUUUACCGAGGACCAUGGCAAGUUACGUAACCUUUGCAGUGGGUUUAUCGCUGCUGUCUCUUUUGACAUUCCUAUCUGCCGGCACGAUAUUUCAAGAGAAAUUCCCAAAGUCCCUCGUGCGUUUUGCCAACCGGAUAGAGACCACUAGGUGGGCACGCAAUGUGUGGGCAAUGCUGGUCAUAGCAAUACUCGGAGCCGCAGAUAUGAUAGACAUGUUUUCCUGUGACGUCGAGACAGACUAUCCUGAAAACCUGACUGCAAUGUACCCAUACGAUGCCCGUUGCUAUUAUCCUCAAUAUUUCGACUUCCUAGCAAUUCUAGUCUUGAUUGGGAUAACAAUGUUGGUGCAGAUUACAAGUGACGUAAAGUUGUUGAUGCAGAUAGUAAUUACUCUCAUGUACUGCGUAAUAAAUAUAGUUCUUCUUCCCGAACUUUACGACCGUUAUGACGGGUCUAUCUACACAGGAGUCUAUGGAACUCACCUUAUUCCUACGAAGUAUGAGAUCACGGCAGCGCUUUUAAUUAUAUCUCUGGCGCUGCUUUACUAUAACAGACAUAUGGAGUUGACUUCGAGGUUGUUGUUUUUAUGGAGAGUCGAAGCAAAAAACCAAAAAGACGAAGUUUAUGAAUUGCGAAGAAAGAACGAAGCGUUAAUAAUGAAUAUCAUGCCGUCCCAUGUUGCCAAACAUUUUCUUGGAACAAAACGGAAAGACGAGGAGUUAUACAGCCAUUCUUAUGACGAAGUAGGGGUCAUAUUUGCAUCAAUUCCAAACUUUUCCGAAUUUUACACCGAGGAUCUGAUAAAUAACCAAGGGGUGGAGUGUUUACGUUUCCUGAACGAAGUUAUCUCUGACUUUGACGGUCUCUUAAACGAACCUCGUUUCAAGACUAUUACCAAGAUCAAGACCAUAUCCAGUACGUAUAUGGCGGCGUCCGGGAUGUCGACAGACUUCGACAACUUAGUGUCUUCUGGCACGAGACAACGAUGGUCACAUCUCGCCGAUCUGGUCGAGUUCUCGUUGGCACUCAGAGAAAGUCUGGAUAAAAUCAACCAACAAUCAUUUAACAACUUUAUUCUCAGAAUAGGUUUAAAUAAAGGGCCGGUCCUAGCUGGUGUAAUAGGGGCAAGGAAACCUCACUACGAUAUAUGGGGAAACACAGUAAACGUCGCCAGUCGUAUGGAAAGUACUGGAAAAGCCGGACAUAUACAGGUUGUCGAAGACACAAUGAAGUUACUACGUCCAUUCGGGUAUAAAUUUGAGCAGAGGGGUUUGGUCAAAGUCAAAGGCAAGGGCGAACUCCUGACCUUUUACCUCAUCGGAAAAGAAGAUGGCUGCAAUGCUCUACCAGGUGCCAUAUCGUAG
This is a messenger RNA of Saccoglossus kowalevskii, 3189 nucleotides long. Its product is annotated as adenylate cyclase type 3. The record is from RefSeq and is a predicted model, not a curated record. Gene Ontology annotation, biological process: cAMP biosynthetic process; adenylate cyclase-activating G protein-coupled receptor signaling pathway; intracellular signal transduction. Gene Ontology annotation, cellular component: plasma membrane. Gene Ontology annotation, molecular function: adenylate cyclase activity. NCBI's taxonomy places the organism in Eukaryota, Metazoa, Hemichordata, Enteropneusta, Harrimaniidae.